Strongylocentrotus purpuratus (purple sea urchin) is the source of this 1951-nucleotide messenger RNA. Its product is annotated as gastrin/cholecystokinin type B receptor-like. The record is from RefSeq and is a predicted model, not a curated record. Gene Ontology annotation, biological process: neuropeptide signaling pathway. Gene Ontology annotation, cellular component: membrane. Lineage: Eukaryota; Metazoa; Echinodermata; Echinoidea; Camarodonta; Strongylocentrotidae. The transcript has a single exon. Gene Ontology annotation, molecular function: G protein-coupled peptide receptor activity. Bases 63 to 1226 code for a protein of 387 amino acids.
AACUUGACUGAUUUCCUAAGAGAUAGCUCGACGUCUUAAUUUCGAUCUUGUUCGCACACGAGAUGGAGCCUUACGUUGGCGUCUUGGUGGCUUUCCACGUGGUGCUGAUGGCGGUGGGUAUACCGGGAAACCUCCUCGUUUUUCUCGUCACGGCGAGUCGCACUCCAAAAAAGAGCGUUCACGUUUUCGUCAUCGCUCUCGCCGUCGCCGACCUCCUUGCCUGCUGCCUCAUGCCGUUCAGUAUCCAUUACUGGCUGACCUUCAACAAUCAACAAUCCAGCAUCUUAUGCAAAAUACACAUCUUCACCAACUUCGUCAGUGUUUUCACCUCCAUGUUCCUUACCACCGCUGUGGCCUUUGAUCGCUACUUCGCAGUUUGUUAUCCUCUGAAGACAUUCCUCAACUUACCACGAUCCUUCAAGGUCUGUGUAGGAUGUUUCGUGAAUGCCUUUGUCUGUAGCCUGCCAUCGGUGUUUGCUUUUGAUAUCCACAGCUAUGGGCCUUCGGUGUCUAACUGCACACCAACGGCCAACCAGUGGCUCAUAAAAGGCAUCUACGGCAUAAUUGCCUUCGCUUUUUUGCUGUCCACUGUUGUACUGAUCAUACUCUACCUGCAAAUGUGCAUCAUGAUUCGGCGCCAGGCCCAUUUCAGGGCCCGUGUGGCACCUGCUCCCAAUCCUGCACCCAUUCACGAAUCACCUUCUCCAAAUGAUAUUCAAACCAUAUCUGAUAAAGCCCCCGUGGCGAGCAGCUCGACCAACAGACCCAUCGAGGACUACAAGGUUCCAGAGUCAUCGUCCGUGCAUUGUUCACAUGGUCCCCACUUAGCAGUCCCUGUGACACAUGCAUGGUCCCAGAGUUCGCACAAAUCUGAACGGCCUCUCCCUGAGAAAACGGAGCGACAAAACCGCAACGCUGGUGUUGCUUGUGCCAUGGCUGAUGGCAUAAGGAAUAAGACAACGAAGAUGCUGAUUCUGUCUACUGUCGUCUUUAUCGCGUCCUGGCUACCGAACAUCCUCAUCAAAGCCAUUUCUACGACACAGUACCAAGGACUCUCCCAGUUCCAUCCUGCUAUACUCAUUACAACAAAAAGUUUAGAAUAUCUCUUCCUCAUUAAUCACGCAGUCAAUCCUUUCGUUUACAAUUUAGUCAACAAACGAUUUCAAGGGCUCUGUGCAGAGAAAAUCAACACACUUCGAAGAAAAUUCACUAAUUACAUGGGUUGAGGAAUACAAUUUAAAUUUGCAAGGAAAUUCAUUGGGACAUUUAAACAUGAUGUAAUACCUUACUGUAUGUAUUUUGUGUAUUUAAAGUCUGUUCAUUUCCUCUUUAGUGGUAGCCUAUAGUCCGUACAGGGCCUCUCAGGGAAACAGUUUUAAUACUCAGAGAGCUACCCUGUUUAAAUGAAACGAGUAAAUAAAUACUGUGUUAAUAGUUGUACGUUUCGGCGGGGGUGGAGUGGGGGGGGGGGAGCUACAGCCUCCUCUCCCUCGAUAAUUUGAAAACGAUGUAUGAAAAUAUUUUAUUUGCGGUGGUGGUGGAUGCGGGAUUCUCUGGUGGGCAGGGGAUGGUGUACAUGCUCCAAAUACGCUGACAAAAACAACGACGAUGGAACAACCUUAUCAUCUCUAAAGUGCACGUUGGCGCAUAAAUAUUGUGCACACUUUUAGAAUGUGAUGCUUCAGAUGCAUUCAAUGUAAUUUAAAUCGUGGUUCUUGGUCUAAUGUAACAUCUUUAUUAUUAUGUUAUUUGUAUUUUCUUGAAUAAAUACGAAUAAAUAUUUGAAUAAAAGAUGACAUACAUUUCAUCUUCUAGCAUGAUUGGAAUUGAAACCCUACAGUUUGAUGCAGCUGCGAUGACGUAUCUUAUUUGAAUGUAACAUGAUGUAGAGUAGCGCAGUGUUGUAACAAAUUCAUUUUUUACAUUAGAUUAAAAAAUACAUGUAUUUGUA